GAGAAAAGAAAAUGUUAUUAAGAAAAUCAUAAGUAAGAGAAAACAUUUACUAUUCAUUAAGUGGAAGGGGAUCAUCACAAAGGUUUCUUCCUCACUGUCUUCACAGUAGGGUCUUGCUGUCUCAGGGGUGGCAGAGGCGGAAGAGAAUCUACCUGUAAGUGGACUUGCCCAGUUCAAAUCCAUGUUGUUCAAGGGUAGACCUGUGUUCUGGAAUUUUAAAUAAAGUUUUGUCUUUAAAAAAAAAAAAACCUGCCCCACACUUAGAAAACAAAGAAAUAGCAAACCAUGCCAAUCUUUUGUAUGUAGGGAGAAUUAAAGUGAAAGGUGGAAAACCAUUUAUUUGUUUUACAAAUGGUUCCCCAGGUGCUCCGACUUCUCUGGUCGUGAUCAUCUCUUGAUUUCCGAGACUGGAACCUCUUUUGUCGCCAAUUUGUCUGUCUCCAUCGCAGUUCCUAAUGGAAACACAGACCUGAAAAAUCAAAGCUUGGGCAUUUACCGUCGAAGGUCAUGGCAUGGAUGGUUGAUUUUUUUGGCUCUGUCUUCAAAGUGAAAAAUCACUGUGUUCUUUGAGAAGGAAAGUAUAUUUUGGGAGGUGGCUAACGUCAGCAGGCAGGAAGAUCUAAGCAAGCCUGUCUCAUCCUCUGUUCACAUAAUUUCUAGCAUUGCUAAGUUCGCAGUGUGUGAUUUUUUUUUCCCCUCUUGUGCAUCUUGCUCUAAUGACUGCUGAUGAUCUUGAAACAGCUGCAUUAAUUGAUGGUGUUUAACGACUCUACUUACAGUUAGUAAUCGCAGUUGGCUUGGCUGAGGAUCGUGUGUUCUUUUUACUUGUUGUUUAGCUUGAGAAGUGUUUAUUUACCCCGUGUGCCGAAUGCCAGAAGAGGAGAUGGGAACUCCUCACCUCGGUGCCGGCCCCCUGCCCGGCGCUCACACUGCCCUGGAACAUCAUCCUGCAUCAUCACAGCAUCUGUUCCCAGUGUGCGCUGAUUGUCUGCUCAUGGGCCUGUCUUCCAGCUUGAUAGGAAGUCCCUGGAAAGAAGGGACCAUACCCCAGCUCAUCUCUAAAGCGUUAGCCUUUAGCACAAGGACUGACAUGAAACAGGCCUCAGUAAAAGUCGGCUGAAUGAAUGAUGAGUGGUUGCAAAACAUAUCAAUUAUGAAUGUGUCUGGCUGAAAGUAACAGAAAGCCCUGCCUCAGUGGCUUCAGCACAUACGGAUUUGUUUUUCUCAAGUAAGAAAAUGCAUGAAGAUAGGCGAUUCUGCUGGUGUUGGUUUCAGCAGCUGACAUCUGUCUGGACUGACACUUGUGUUACUCUCUUGGCCUUUCCUUCAUGACGGCGAAAACACCAGCAGACUUCCCCUUAUUUCUUGGCCAGAACGGUAUCACAUGGGAUACCCCCAGUUAAACAGGCCAUGUGAGUGUGUGGCAGGGGGCACUGAGGAAGGCUCACUGCUCAAACAAACCAAUUAUGUUUAAUGGUUCAAAUAUGGUAGGCAUUCAACCUCUUGUUCACACGUAGUCCAAAAUGGCUGUUUCUGAUUGGCGAGGGGCUCUCCUCCAAGAGGAGAUUCAGGGACUCAGGCUCUCAAGGCUGCCAUGCUCAUUUGCCUCAGUCAGCUGAAGAGGAAGGAACCUGGAGGAUGGUGUGUGGGAAGAUUUUGUGGUCCAGGCUCAGAGGUGGUGAAUUACUGGCCCUGACAUUUCACUGGCCAGGGCUUAGUCACAUGACCAUGCCCUCCGAGGGGAGGAAAUGUGGUCCUGCCACGUGCCCACGAGGGAGAGAAGAUGGGUGUAUCACAAUUAGCUGGCAGUCUCUGCUACACUGUCCGCUCCCUCUACCCUGCAGAAAUCAGGAUUCUCUUACAAGGAGGAAUGAGUGGAUAUUAAGGGGCAAAUGGGGGUGUUUUCUUUAGAAGGAAAUGCUGUGCUAAGAAGACUCCAGCCAAAAGUCUCUUCAUUCCCAGGAGAUCAUCUGUUCUAAAUCCCUGCUUCAGUCACUACCUUUAGGAACUGGGCCAGAUGACUCAGUAGGACAGUGGGAAGCCCUUAUUAUCCCCCUGUCUUGACACAGGGCAUGUUCUUAACAGCUUUGUGGGAAUGUGUCCUACAUGAUUCACAUCAGCAGUUGGAGGUUACCCCAGAGGAAAUGGUCUUCAGUCCCCCAAGGCCAGAGGAGCCUAUGAGAGCUUCUUUUUUUCAAGUGCCCCUGCCCACCCAACCUUCCACAGCUUCUCUUGCUCUCCAGCCCCUGCCCAGCCCACACCUGCAGGGGAGGAGAGGACACAGCAAAGAGUGACCUGAUUCCCCUCUAAUUCAUUAAGAUGUGUUUUCCCACCGCUUCCUGCUAGUUUUUCUCAGUAUUCAUUGACGAGGGGUCUAUUGAUCCACUGGGGUGUAGUGCUUUAUUCUUGUUCAGUUCCUUGUAGGUUUCUGCAAUGGGGCUGCUCCAUCCACAGCAUUCUUCCUGGUGCUUAUCUUCCUUUUUCCCACCCGCCCUCCCUCCCGCUAACACCUAUUGAGCACCUGCUGCUUGCUCUGGUGUCUAUCCACCAGCACCGUGGAAGGUGGGCAAGGAAGCUGACGGGAGCCUGUCAUGUUGAUGAGUAGAGCGGGAGGGGUAGGCCCUGGUGGUUGUGGUUGCCCAGUAUUGGAGGACAUCAUCCUGCCUUGGGGUCAGGGAAGGUUUCCAGGGGAAGGUGGUGCUUUAGCUGAGUUUAAGGAAAAGCAGGAGUUAACCAGGUCAAGAAGGCAUCUGGGCCAAGAGAGUGGAACGGGCACAGACAUUGAGUUAUUAAAAGGGGGAACAGCAAGUAGUCGACUGUGCCUGAGUCAGGUGGGAUGGUGUGGCCAUUCACUCAUCCAACCCUGCUGUGCCAUGGAGCCUGGCCUUACAGGGGCUUGCAGACAGAAAAGGACCAGCCCUCAUGGAACUCAUGGGCUGGCUGUGAGAGGGGAUGAGUCUGCAGAGGAGUUUGGGCCAGAAUCUGAGGAGGGCUUGGCUGCUGUCCCAGAUUCUGCUCUGAAGGAUCUGCUGUGGAGGCUGAGUAGGAAAGGGGCCCCAUCGCUUGUGCCGUCACCUCUUGUGCCCCGUCCCUCUGUGUCUGAUUUUUGACUGGUCCUUUGCCCGGGCAUUACUCAGGCUAUAAAAAUAGAGGCUGGCACCAGAACUCCAGCAUGUAGUUGGUGAAGAAAGCUGAAGCUGUCAUUACAUAUCAAGAUACUUGCCAGGGAGAUUUUUGGUGGAGCACUUUCUUGGAGCCCUAAGGAUGAGGUUCUAAAGUUGGCUUGCAGGUUUUUUCUCCCUUGAACUUAUACCAAUGCUUCUGGCCACACUCACUUGGAAUAUGUACUGGUUGUGCUUGUUACUCACCUGCCCCCAGACUCAUACAUGCCCUCAGGGACACAUUGAAACAAACACUCAACCCUGAAAUCCACCAGAUGAGGGCUCACCUUGCCACAGACUGGCCUGAUUGGAGGGGCUGAGUUCUCCCCGUGGGGCCGCUGGAGGCAGGCAUGCAGUCCAUCAGGUGUUCAUGUCCUAUACAUGGCAGGACAUCCUGGCCUGAAAAAGUAACUUUCAGCACUGCCUGAGAAGGUAAGGGUUCUGAUAGCCCUGUGCUUUCUUUCUCUAAGGAAAUGAGGGCUGAGCCAGAGUUUAUCAAAGCUGUCAGCUGCCUUCAUUGUGAUGAAUGGUUCCAAGGGUGGUUUUCUUCGUUCUCCUUCCCAGCCCUGUUUAGUAAGGUGGACGGGGCAGUGCUGGAGAAUGGGAUACAGAGGUACAGAGAGCUGAAGAAUCAUGCUAGUCUAAGCCAAGGGCCGAAUGAACGCCACUUUUCUUCAAGGUGGGCUCAUCUGAAUUUGUAGACAGAGACUAAAUAGUUUGAUGCUGUUUAUUGGGUGCCUUCUUGGUCAAAGUGUUGUAGGGAAUGCAAAUAAUAAUGGGGAGGAGGAAAUCACGACUGUCUUGUGUUUUCCAGGAUGGACUUAUCUAAUCCCCUCCAUGACCCCUGAGGCAGGCAGCAAUAUUACACUCCACUAGAAUAGAAGCUCCAUGAGGGCAGGAAUUUGGGACUGGUUUGGUCACUACAAAUCCCCAGCUCUGUAACUAUCCUUGGCAUAGAGCAGUUGCUCAGUAAAUAUCUGAAUAAAUGAAUGAAUCACCAUUUGCAGGUGAGAACACCGCAGCUCAGAGAUAUUAAAUACCUUGCGCAAGCUAUUAGGUAGUGGACUAAAAGGCCAGGGAUGGACCGUGAGCUGUGACUUGGGGAACCCCAGCCCCACUGCCCCUGGAAUGAUGGCGUCUUCUAGGAUAGCAGUGUAGGAGGACUGGAACCUGCCUGGCCUGGUCUACUGAACACAGCACAAUCUUGGCAAAACCCACCAGUUGUAUGACGAUGAGCCGCAACGCCCCAGAUGUCAGGACCCAGGGGGUUGGAGAGAGUGUCUUCCUGCUGUAACUCAGAGGUGGGGUGAUAUGCAGGCUGUAUCUAUCAGCAGCUUGAGAGUAACAUUUCAAGAAUACCACCUACAUCCAGUCAGGCGAUUACCGAGAAACUUUCAGUGGCUCCCUACUCCUACGUGAACCUAGUCUGGCUCCAGCCCUCCUCCACCCUGUUCACUGAUGAGUCACUGCAUAAGGGCUGUCACCCACAAUACAGUGGCAUGGGGGUGGGCUUUGCAGCCUGCCUCUGUACCAUUUAUCCUCACAUCAGGCACACCCACUGACAUCCUCCCUGCCUUUUAGUUUAGCACAGUUUCUGCCUCUGUCAUGCAGCCCUCUCUCUGAUCGUUCCAGCACAAAGAGCCCCCUACUCCUCAGGUCCCCGUAGCCUUUGUCUGUCUGGACAGUGCAUUUCCUAAGGAUGUUCCUGGAACCGUGGGUUCCGCAGGUGGAUGGGGCUGCUGCUAAGUGAGGCACUAGGCCCCUCCCAGGCCACCUAAGUACUUCCACUGCUACCUGAAUUCCACAUCAGGUUCCAAGUUGUGAUGAGUUUUAAAAGAUGAUACUGUUUCAAAACCACUGGUCUCUAUAAUUUAUCAUGUGCCUGCCUUGUGAGAUACUGCUUAACUGCAUUGUUUAAAAAUAAUUUAAAUAAUGUUUUACAGCAUUCAUUUUUUCUGGUUUUUAAAAGUAAUACAAGUUUAAGAAAAUUUAGAAAAUGCAGAAAUAUAUGUGAGAAAAUAAGCCUACCGGGAUUCCACCACCUACUUACUUAAGGAGUGGUGAGCCAAUCUUCUGUCUUGUAAUUUGUUUGUUUUAAAGAAAAUUUAGAUUACUUGUCGUUGCAGCUCUAACCACUCAUAAUAUUUAAGAUAUAUAUUCUCUUUCCAAUGUUUUUCCUUGUCUUUUUCUAAAAAUUGUUACUUUUACAAAUAGCAAUUAUUUAAAUUCAUUUUUUUAAAUAGCACAGGUUCAAAUUCUAAAGUAUACAAUAAGAAGUCAUGCUCCCAUCCCUGCUUCGAGCCAUUCAGCCAAAUCUGUACAUGCUAUGUUGUAGCUUGUCUUUUUGACUUAACAAUGUAACGUGUCCUCUGUCAUUACUAACCUUUUUUGUUGUUGUUAUUCACACACAACAUACUAUAAAAUCAAAGCAUUAAAACAUAUGAGUAAAUAUUGAAAGUUCUUCCUACUUCACAAUAGAGGGGACACUGUUCAUUUGGGCACCCAUCUCCUGCUAGACCUUUUUCUGUAAAUUUAUGUUUUCCAAAAAUUUACAUAUAUAUGUUGAGAUAAGCAAAGUUGGUUUUACCUAAGUGAGAUUACACUAUAUCUAUUAUGCUGCUACUUUUGCUUUUUGUCUUUUGUUUUUAACUUGGCAAUAUUUCUUGGAAGUUUGUCCAUCCUCACCUAAGCCCACUUCUUUCUUUUUUUAAGGCUGAAUCGUGUUCCAUCGUUUGGACAAACUCUGAUUUUCCAACUGUUUCCCUAUGGAUGAACAUUUCAGUUAUUUUCACAUUUGCAUAAUGACUCCUAGUGCUGCUUUGUACAUAGGUGGUAACAUUUUUGUAGGAUGGAAAACUGGAAUACAAAUUCUUGGGGCGAAAGAUGUGCAUGUUUAUUGUUUUGGUGGAGACCACCAUUUCUCCUUCACGGAUACCAUUCUAAUUAACCCUCUCACCAGCAGUAUAUGAGAGAUCUCAUCCUCCUGAGAUCAACUAACAUUCAUGAGAGGCGAGAGGUGAGUUUUUUUGGCCAAUCUAAAAGGACAUGUUCCCGAUUUGAGGUGAAACCAUGAAGAGAAAAUAGAAUAAUUAAUAAUGCUUUUCCGCAACCGCUUCUUGCUGCUGCUGGCCCUGGCUGCGCUGCUGGCAUUUGUGAGCCUCAGCCUGCAGUUCUUCCAUCUGAUCCCGGUGUCAGCAGCUAAGAAUGGAGUGAGUAGCAAGAGUCGAAAGAGAAUCCUGCCUGACCCUGCGACGGAGCCCCCUGUGACAGACCCCAUUUACGAAGCCCUUCUGUACUGCAACAUCCCCAGUGUGGCCGAACACAGCAUGGAAGGUCAUGCCCCGCAUCAUUUUAAGCUGGUCUCAGUGCAUGUGUUCAUUCGCCACGGAGACAGGUACCCACUGUAUGUCAUUCCCAAAACAAAGCGGCCAGAAAUUGACUGCACUCUGGUGGCUAACAGGAAACCAUAUCACCCAAAACUGGAAGCUUUCGUUAGUCACAUGUCAAAAGGAUCCGGAGCCUCUUUCGAAAGCCCCUUGAACUCCUUGCCUCUUUACCCAAAUCACCCACUGUGUGAGAUGGGAGAGCUCACACAGACAGGCGUCGUGCAGCAUUUGCAGAAUGGCCAGCUGCUGAGGGACAUCUAUCUAAAGAAACAUAAACUCCUGCCCACUGACUGGUCUGCAGACCAGCUCUAUUUAGAGACCACUGGGAAAAGCCGGACCCUACAAAGUGGGCUGGCCUUGCUUUAUGGCUUUCUCCCAGAUUUUGACUGGAAGAAGAUUUAUUUCAGACACCAGCCAAGUGCGCUCUUCUGCUCUGGAAGCUGCUAUUGCCCGGUGAGAAACCAGUAUCUGGAAAAGGAGCAGCGUCGUCAGUACCUUCUACGUUUGAAGAACAGCCAGCUGGAGAAGACCUACGGGGAGAUGGCCAAGAUCGUGGACAUCCCCACCAAGCAGCUCCGUGCUGCCAACCCCAUAGACUCCAUGCUCUGCCACUUCUGCCACAACGUCAGCUUUCCCUGCACCAGAAAUGGCUGUGUCGACAUGGAGCACUUCAAGGUAAUUAAGACCCAUCAGAUCGAGGAUGAAAAGGAGAGACGGGAGAAAAAACUGUACCUUGGGUAUUCUCUCCUGGGUGCCCACCCCAUCCUGAACCAAACCAUCAGCCGGAUGCAGCGUGCCACUGAGGGCAGGAAAGAAGAGCUCUUUGCCCUCUACUCUGCUCAUGAUGUCACUCUGUCACCAGUUCUCAGUGCCUUGGGCCUUUCCGAAGCCAGAUUCCCAAGGUUUGCGGCCAGGUUGAUCUUUGAGCUUUGGCAAGACAGAGAAAAACCCAGUGAACAUUCCGUCCGGAUUCUUUACAAUGGCGUCGAUGUCACAUUCCACACCUCUUUCUGCCAAGACCACCACAAGCGUUCUCCCAAGCCCAUGUGCCCCCUUGAAAACUUGGUUCACUUUGUCAAAAGGGACAUGUUUGUGGCCCUGGGUGGCAGUAGUACAAAUUAUUAUGAUGCAUGUCACAGGGAAGGAUUCUGAAAGGUGUGCAGUGCAGCGGGAUAGAAUCUGUGCCAGUCAGAGCACUGGGAAAGGUCCACUGCUAGUUCUGUCUGUUGCUAAGGGUAGAAGAUUAUUGCUUCUCAAAGGCUAAAUAUUGUUUGUGGGAACCACAGACGGCUGGGGGUUGAACAGUAAGCACGUUGCUAUAAUGCGGUAUGUGAAUUGCUUGGUACAAAAUAGCCAGUUCACAGAGGAGUAGAAGGUACUUUGUCUUGGGCAGACUUUGCUUAGAAUACCAGAAUGAUAUAGUUCAAGACUCAAAGUCACCGAUCCAAGUUUGCGCCCUUCGGCCUGCCUCAUGGUAUUGUGUGAUGGAGCCAGCACACCUCAGCCAAAAUUUUUUUAAUCUUAGACAUUUUUAUCUUGUCCUUGCUAAGGAUUUCUUGAAGUGAUUUAUCUAAAAUAGGGGUUGGCAAACUUUUUCUGUAAAGGGCCAGAUUGUAAAUAUUUCAGACUGUGUGGACCAAAAGGCCACAUGCAGUCUCUGUCACAACUACUCAGCUCUGCUCCUGAAACAGAAAAGCAACUACAGACAAUACGUAAAGGAAUGCAUGUGGCUGGGUUCCCGGGCCAGACAGACAGGCGAUGGCCAGAUUUGGCCCCUGGGCUGUAGUUUGCUGACCCCUGACCUUAAAAAUAGGCUAUACUACAAUUGCACUUCCAGCACUUUGAGAACCAGUUGAAUGCCAAGAAUUUUUCGAUGGUUUUUCCAGUAACUUCUGCUAGAAACACAGAAUUGGGUCUGUAUCUGACACUAGAACAAAACUUGAGGGGAAAUAAGCUGAAUCAGAAUGACUCAUAGAAAACUGAUUAGAAGAAUACUUUAUAUUCAUGAUGAUUGUGGUACAAGAUAGUUUUAAGUACAUUCUAAAUAUUUGUCCGCUGUAGUCUAUUUGCUGUAUAUGCUGAAAUUUUUGUAUGCCAUUUAGUAUUUUUAUAGUCUAGGAAAAUAUUUUCUAAGACCAGUUUUAGAGGACUCUGAUUCCUGUAGUAAUGUUCAAUUUACUGUACCUGUUUGGUGGUUAGACGGAGGCUAGAAGACGAAUUCAGGCACAUUCUUCCAAUAAAGCUAAUUAUGGCUCAUUCCCUUUGACAAGCCGUAGAAUUGAAUUCGUUUUUAAACCAUUUUCAUCAGUUUCAAAUGGUAAAUUCUGAUUGAUUUUUAAAUGUGUUUUUGGAAGAACUUUGCUAUUAGAUAGUUUACAAAUCUUUAUAAGGCGUUUUAUAUAUUAGAAGCAAUUAUGAUUCCAUCUGUGAUUUCUGAACUAAUGGUGCUAAUUCAGAGAAAUGUAAAGUGCAAGUGAGAUUCUCUGGUGUCAUUAGCAUUCCAGCUUUCUCUCUGUUUUUGUCCAGUGUUGCAUUUGAAUAUGUCGGUUUCUAUCAAUAAAUUUUUGCAGAAUACCUAUGAUCUACAACUAA
Messenger RNA from Sapajus apella (tufted capuchin), 9139 nucleotides. RefSeq names its product 2-phosphoxylose phosphatase 1 (gene PXYLP1). Gene Ontology annotation, biological process: glycosaminoglycan biosynthetic process; dephosphorylation; chondroitin sulfate proteoglycan biosynthetic process. The record is from RefSeq and is a predicted model, not a curated record. The transcript has 7 exons. Gene Ontology annotation, molecular function: phosphatase activity. NCBI's taxonomy places the organism in Eukaryota, Metazoa, Chordata, Mammalia, Primates, Cebidae. Bases 6257 to 7699 code for a protein of 480 amino acids. Gene Ontology annotation, cellular component: Golgi apparatus.